AUGCCGCUUCACAAGUACGGUGUCUGGAAAGCAAUCCCUGUAUAUCACUUCUUUGAAUACAAGGAGGACGACCCUAAAAGCCCUCACUUAUCACUGUAUUUCACGGAUAAAAAAUACGAUCAACAUUCUCAUAUCGACUUUCACCAGACUCGCGGAGGUAAAGGCUCGCAUCGCGGUAAAAGCUCGCAUCGCGGAGGCAAAAAGUCGACUCGCGGCGGAGGCAAAAAACCGACUCGCGGGCGUGACAAAGAAAUCCCUGGAUGCUUCAGGGCAGCAAUCAAUAUCAAGUCUGGCGACAAGUAUCAAAACCGACUUGCCUACUGGGAGGAUCUCGACUUCAAAGAUCAUCCCAUCAUGAACAGUCUCGCCGACCUUCCUUUGGGGUUUCAUGACCUAAAAAGGGGACAAAACUCCGCUGGUGUGAAUCUAGACUACAUCCGCAGCAACUUAUUCAAUGUCGACACUGGUCGAAUUCUACCUCAUGACGAACCAGGUUCAGAUAAUGAUAUGAUCGAUGCUCUGAAACCUGAAAUCAAACAGGCAAUUGAAGAGGAGGCUGAUAUCUACAUAUUUGGUGAACCGUUCAAUGAUAGAAAAGGUAUUCACAAUGUGCAUAUGAAUCAAGGCAAUAUUGAGAAAUACGCCGAUGAUGACGGCGUGUUCCAAGAUGGUGGUCUUUUGAUCAAUUACCCAGACUCUGAUCGAUGGGUUGGGGUCUUUAUCGGAUUCGCAUCUCAGGCUGUGCACACCGAUGACGAGACCGGCCAUGCCAUCUCAUCGGAGACCUGGGGUGACUAUCUAGAGAGAGAGGAGAGAGACACCGAGCUGAUCGAAGACUCUGUGAUCAUUGAUGAGGCGUUGAUCAGCCCUGAGUCAGAUGGGCCCAAAUCCAGACGCAGGUCGGUUACUCUCAAAAAUCCAAAAAACCACAGGAUGUCACUGUCUUCCUGGAAAAUCAAAAAUUCAGCUGGUGAGUUCCAUGCAUUACCGCGUGGUGCAGCCUUAGAUGCCAAGUCAAGUCAAGCGUUCGACAUUCCGGAUUGUCAUCUCUCACAGCUUGGCGAUACCAUCACACUGUUGAAUGAAAAAGGACUGAAAGUUGACGGUGUGAGCUACAGUUCUCAACAGGGAGUUGAAAUGCAACCAGUCGUUUUUGCUCAUUGA
Messenger RNA from Penicillium macrosclerotiorum, 1164 nucleotides. RefSeq lists its product as uncharacterized. The transcript has a single exon. The record is from RefSeq and is a predicted model, not a curated record. Lineage: Eukaryota; Fungi; Ascomycota; Eurotiomycetes; Eurotiales; Aspergillaceae. The coding region runs from base 1 to 1164 and encodes 387 amino acids.